UUGCUAAACGCGACUCAACAACCAGGCAGCAAAAAUACCUUAUUUUUACGUAGCAGAUGCACAGAGCGCGCAUCUACCCCUAUUAACGCACACGGACGAGGCACGGCCCGGCAUGCGCCAGCAGGAGCAUCCCAGGAGCAAAUCCGGCUCCAGAGGGGCAGAAGGCAGCGGCAUUGAAAUGCCACACGGCCCCCGACUCCCUGUUUUGCGACCUGGCCCGAGGCGUGCAAACCUCUGUGUCAUUGAUGUGCCCCCCUCCCCGCAGCUGUAAAACUCCCCACGGGAGCAUUUGGUGCGGAACCCGGGCCGGGGGAAGGCGCUCGGUGCCGCCCGGGGCAGCUCCAGGGGCCCGCAGCGGCAACGGGAACCGGGGCCGGUCCUGGAUGUAGGAAAUAUGAAUGACUGGCAGAGAAAAAGCCCUCUAGAUUGGGAAACAUAUGUGAACAAAUUGGUGAAAGUUGUUGCAGUUGAGAAACAUGAAUAUGAAGGAUGGGUUUUAACAGUUGACCCAGUUUCUGCCACCAUUGUCCUCGCAACAUUCCCAGAGAACGAGACAGGAUCCAUAUCAUUCGUCAUGGGCCACGCCGUCCGAGAGGUCGAGGUCCUGCAGGAAGGGGACAGCGACACGAAGCAGCGCCUCGCUCGCAUCCUCGCGCCCGAGGAAAGCCAGGCCUACAGCCCGGAGGAGCUGGAGAAGAGGAAGAACGCCUUGAAGACGUGGCUGGAGACAAACCACAUCCCCGUGGGCGAGCAGGGGGAGCUGGGCAGGACGCUGAGCGUGGCGGGGGUGCUGACCAUCGAGCCGCCGUACGGCCCCGAGCAGUGCAGCAGCGCCAACGAGAUCAUCCUGUCCCGCGUGCAGGGCCUGCUGCAGGGCUACCUGCAGCAGCAGCAGCGCUGAGGCUGCUGCUGAAGCCUUUCUCUCUAGGAGCCCUCCUGUUUCAGGAACUCUCCUGGGUGUCAAUGGUCACUGUUUGCAGAAAAAGCUGCGUUUCGGGUACUUUUUGUCUUUUUUUUUUUUUUUUUUUAAUGUAAAGGAAGGAAUAAAACAAGAAGUAUAAACUCAAAGCACAGGCGGGUUUUUUCAUGUGCUGUUGUACUAAACUGAUUUAUCAGUUUAAUUUCUCGGUUUAGAGUUCUUGUAAUGGUAUUGUAAAAGGUGAUAUAUAAUACAUUUAAACUGUUUUCCCUUUAAAACUAGUUUAAUUAUCUAGUGCUGAAUCUGUUUAGCAGAUUCUUCUUUAUUUUUUUAUAGAAUUAUGACAUCUGGACUUCCCAAACCAAAUGAAAAAAAAUGUUCAGAAAGCUGUUUUGUUGUUUUCAUUGCUGUUUGUUUGUUUUUCCUAUUACUGUUCUCCUAGUGUAGAACACAAAUUACAAUGCACGUCUGAGUUUGUAAAAUUAUUAGGGAAGGUUAGCAGGCAAAUAGCAGGUUUAAAAACCUAUCUAUAUUUGUUGUUUUUGAGCAGCAGUGCUUGGGAAACCAGUGUUCUGUAAAAGGAAAACGUGUUGCAAUUCAGUAAGUUUGUGUUUCUUAAUGCUCUGUUUCUAGUUUAUGCCAAUACAUGAUGCAGGAAUCAUUAUGUGAUUAUUCCUGAGAUUAUUAAUGCAGUGAGGAACAUUUAGAACCCUCAUUUAUCUCAGUAUAUUUGUUCUGCCCUAUUACGAGAUAAGCACAUUGGUGUGCUCAAAUGCAGCUGGAAAGUCUGCCUAACCCUUGUUCUUAAAAGGCUCUCCCCAUUUGUGCUGGCAUUUACCUACAAUUACUUUUCAUCUGUCAGGUUUGUGUUGAUUUUUUCUUAAAAAAUGUCUGCUGCACAUCCA
Messenger RNA from Vidua chalybeata, 1824 nucleotides. It is a transcript of the gene GEMIN6, whose product is annotated as gem nuclear organelle associated protein 6. The transcript has 3 exons. The coding region runs from base 395 to 901 and encodes 168 amino acids. Gene Ontology annotation, cellular component: SMN complex; nucleus. Gene Ontology annotation, biological process: spliceosomal snRNP assembly; spliceosomal complex assembly. The record is from RefSeq and is a predicted model, not a curated record. Lineage: Eukaryota; Metazoa; Chordata; Aves; Passeriformes; Viduidae.